Cavenderia fasciculata is the source of this 1419-nucleotide messenger RNA. Its product is annotated as cytochrome P450 family protein. Lineage: Eukaryota; Evosea; Eumycetozoa; Acytosteliales; Cavenderiaceae. The transcript has 4 exons. The coding region runs from base 1 to 1419 and encodes 472 amino acids. Gene Ontology annotation, molecular function: oxidoreductase activity, acting on paired donors, with incorporation or reduction of molecular oxygen; monooxygenase activity; iron ion binding. The record is from RefSeq and is a predicted model, not a curated record.
AUGAUAAUUAAAAUAUUAGCUCUAUUAUUCCUAACCUAUAUAAUAGUAUCAUUCUAUAUAAAGAAUAGAAAAUGUCAUCCUAAAGAACCCAAAUCAAUUGGUAUUGCAUUACCAUUGAUUGGACAUCUCUACAAACUCGGUAAACAACCUCAUCGUGGAUUAUUGCAACUCGUCAAAGAAAAUGGACCAGUCUUUAAAAUGUGGUUUGGUGAUCACUAUUCAAUCAUUAUCACCGACCCCAAAUUAGUUCAUGAAAUACUAGUACGUCAAUUCCAUAUCUUUACCAACAAGAAUAGAAACACAAUCUUGGAAUUAUUCAGUAGUGGAUACAAUAAUAUUGUUCAUGGCCGUGAUCAAGACUGGAAAGAAUUACGUACUGUAGUUGCAUCUGCAUUUAGUAAUCGUAAAAUUAGAAAUAUUUCCGAUCUAAUUGAUAAUGAAGUUAAUUCAUUAUUAGUAGAAUUAUCAAAUCUAUCAGAUUCUGGCCAAGUUUUUAAUCCUCAAAUGACAUGUAAAAUAUUCUCAUUAAAUAUUAUAUUUAGAUACGUAUAUUCUAUUCAAUUAGAGUAUGGUGAACGUGCACAAGACCCAAGAACAUUGGAAAUUAUUAAUCAAACUGAUAGACUGAUGAAAUUAAUGACUAGACCAUGGAGAUUUAUGAAAGGUAUCUCUUGGGUACACUUUCAAUACGCCAAAUAUUUCGCCAAUCCAAUCGAGCUGGUCAAACAAGAAGUUCAAAAGAUUGUCUAUGAACAUCUUGAUACAAUCGAUCCUGAUCAUCCACGUGAUCUAUUAGAUCAUUUAAUUACUACUAUUGGUGUUGAUACUGAUAAAAACCUAACUAGAAUAAUUCAUUGUGGAAUUGAUUUUAUAUUGGCAGGUACGGAAACAACAAGUUCAACAAUGGAAUGGAUUAUAGUAUAUUUGAUCAAUUAUCCAGAAUAUCAAGAGAAAUUAUACCAAGAGAUUGUCGAUGCAACUGGGUCACCAGACUCGCUGGGACAAGAAAGACAUCGCAAAGAUACACCACUAUUCAAUUCAUUUGUAAAAGAAGUGAUGAGAAUGAAUUGGACUGUUCCAUUGACAGUUGGAAGAGAGUGUAGUGAAGAUGUUAUGAUUGGAGAUUACUUUAUACCAAAAGGUGCCCAAACCUACCAAUUCCCAUACGCUCUAAUGCACUCAUCAGAAUAUUGGGAUGAACCUGAAAUAUUCAAACCAGAUCGAUUCAUCAAUAAUCAACAUUCUGAUAUAUUUAUGCCUUUUGGUUUAGGUCCUAGAAUUUGUGUUGGAAUGAGUCUGGCAACUUCUGAAAUAUUUGCUCUUGUCACUAAUCUAAUUUUAAAAUUUAAAUUGUAUUCUUCAAAUGGCAAAGGUGAAAAAGUUGAUACUUAUGAAAGUAUAAUUUACGCAUUUGAUUAG